GACAGUUCCAGAUUCGUCCCUGAACCAGUGCUAAUAGGUGUAUCAAGAAAGCUCUCGCAUCAGCCAUCAUCUAGUUCAGCAUGUGAUCGCUGAUAGGUGCCUUGCCCAUACGAUGUACACCUAGUAAUCACGGACCUGAUUAAGGUGCAGCCCCAAAUGAAGCGUUAGCUCACGGGCUCGUAUCCUUACCAGGCCUCUUAAAGACGACACAAUGUCCCGGCAGCCGUCAACAAUCCUCUCGAUUCAUGGCACUAAGCAACUUUGAACUGGCACUGGCUCUUAGUAACUUUGUCGGAAGCGCUCUUUCCUCUCUAGGUUCAGGAUUUAUUAUCAUCUGCUACGUAUUCCUCCCGUUGAACAAACAUUAUCGACACCUACUCAUUCUGAACUUGGCAAUUGCAGAUUUUAUCAAUGCUACGACCAAUGUAAUAUCUGGAACCGUCGUUCUCGCUACUGGUCCUUUAUCCCGAACUCCAGCUUGUAUCGCAAAUGGAUUUAUCGAGCAACUUUCUGUUCAAGCGACCGAUACAUCCAUCCUGGCAUUCUCUAUAGUCACCAUCCUGAUUACGGUCACUGUGUCUCAUGAGUCCUCAUGGACAGCAAAAUCGAGUAAAGGCAAAGAGAGGUUUGUAGUCAUGGUCUGUUGUUGUACAUGGGUGAUGCCUAUCCUGACAAGCUUUAUUGCGCUCGGGAAGGGUCACUAUACGGCAGUCUCUGGUAACUGGUGCUGGCUGACACCAGAGCCUGUCUAUGUGCGCUACGUACUGACUCACGGGUGGCGUUUCCUGUUCAUAUUUAUCGAGAUAGGCCUUUACACAUACCUAUCUAUCUAUCUACGAAGGCGAAUCAAGCUCGUCAGCUUAGUUUCAACACAGAAUACCCCUCAUUCAAGGAUGAACUUGCGCAACAGAUUCCGUGAUCUUGAACAGUCGUCGGGUUCAAUUCAGAUGCACCAGCUUCCCAUCAAGAUCCCCUGCGAUCAAUCAGAGUCGAUGCCCUGCGUUGAAUCCAAAAAUGACCCGUCUUCACCUCGAAGUGUUUUUUCAGGUGCGCCCACUUGUUCCCACGACCAAUAAAAGCAAAUCUCGAGAAUUUUGCUUUUGAACGCGUAUCCAAUCGCGUAUAUCAUACUCUGGA
Messenger RNA from Desarmillaria tabescens, 1137 nucleotides. Its product is annotated as G protein-coupled glucose receptor regulating Gpa2-domain-containing protein. Gene Ontology annotation, biological process: adenylate cyclase-activating G protein-coupled receptor signaling pathway. Gene Ontology annotation, cellular component: plasma membrane. NCBI's taxonomy places the organism in Eukaryota, Fungi, Basidiomycota, Agaricomycetes, Agaricales, Physalacriaceae. Gene Ontology annotation, molecular function: G protein-coupled receptor activity. The transcript has 6 exons. The record is from RefSeq and is a predicted model, not a curated record. Bases 246 to 1076 code for a protein of 276 amino acids.